Molecule: messenger RNA, 1170 nt
Organism: Penicillium angulare
Lineage: Eukaryota; Fungi; Ascomycota; Eurotiomycetes; Eurotiales; Aspergillaceae
Exons: 2
Coding region: 1-1170 (389 amino acids)
Biological process (GO): transmembrane transport; nucleobase transport
Cellular component (GO): plasma membrane
Molecular function (GO): nucleobase transmembrane transporter activity
Source: RefSeq, a predicted model, not a curated record
AUGAUCCAGGCUAUUUGGCCUAGUUAUGCCAAUUUACCGAACUCAAUGCCUGCUAGUGCUGGAGUGACCACAAAAGAUUUUGUGAGCUUCUUUCUCUUCUGGCUCGGAUCACUACCCGCUCUUUGGUUCCCAAUUUAUAAAAUCCGUCAUCUUUUUACGGUCAAGGCAUAUUUCUCCCCGGCGUGUGCUAUCGCAUUCUUUGGGUGGGCCAUUGCCCGAGCCCACGGACUCGGCCCUAUUAUGACUCAGUCAAAUACUGCUCACGGAAGCGCACUUGCUUGGGUAUUUGUGAAAAGUAUUAUGAAUUGCAUUGCCAACUUCGCUGCUUUAGUCAUUAAUAAUCCUGACUUCGCGAGAUAUGCCCGCAAGCCGCAAGAUGCUCUCUGGCCGCAACUAAUCACAAUUCCUGUUGGAUUUGCCAUCACUUCAUUCAUUGGAAUUGUUGUUUCUUCUUCAUCAAAUGUCAUUUUUAACCAAUCUGUCUGGAAUCCAUUGACUCUUUUAGGGAUGUUCUUGGAAGAUGCUAGCUCGGCGGAAAGAUUUGGCAUUUUUGUUAUUGCCAGCGGAUUUGCUUUGGCACAGCUGGGAACAAACAUUGCGGCCAAUUCGGUUUCUGCUGGAACGAAUUUAACAGCUUUACUGCCACGAUUCUGUACAAUCAGACGCGGCGGUUAUAUUUGCGCCGCUAUUGGGCUUGCUAUGUGUCCCUGGACCCUCGUCGCAUCAUCUAAUAAGUUUACCCUAUACCUCUCUGCGUAUUCCGUUUUCUUAUCGGCGAUCGCUGGGGUGAUGGCCAGCGACUACUAUCUGGUGCGCAAGGGUUAUUUGGAAAUCCAUGAACUAUACAGUGCCAGCCGUGAUGGCCCUUAUUAUGGGACAUUUGGUAUAUCGUGGCAUGGAUAUGCCGCUUAUUUCAGUGGCAUUUUGGUUAACAUUGUCGGGUUUGCUGGUGCGGUGGGGGUCAAUGUUCCAGUCGGUGCAGUAUACGUUUAUGAUGUCAACUAUUUUUCCGGGUUUAUUGUGUCCGGUGGAGUGUACUGGCUGCUUGCUAAGUACGUGGUUCCCAUUCCUGCGACGAGUGAGACAUGGAACGAAAUCCCAUAUGAAGUGGACACCCCGCUUGAUGAGGAGAAGAAAGUGGGGGACUCCACAGUGGAGCACCAGGAGUGA